Toxotes jaculatrix (banded archerfish) is the source of this 855-nucleotide messenger RNA. It is a transcript of the gene rgs20, whose product is annotated as regulator of G protein signaling 20. Bases 1 to 855 code for a protein of 284 amino acids. The transcript is spliced from 5 exons. NCBI's taxonomy places the organism in Eukaryota, Metazoa, Chordata, Actinopteri, Toxotidae. The record is from RefSeq and is a predicted model, not a curated record.
AUGCCAUGUGCUAGAGCGGUGAAGCAGUGGGAGAUCAGGCCCACGUCUGCUCUGCGGGGGAUCAGACGCACCAGGGCCCUGAUGUGGCAGAGGAUACGGGGACUGGCCCGGGCUUGCCGGCAUGGUGUGGGGUACCCAGUGAACUACAAUGAUGCCGACCGAGAGGAACAGGAGAUGGUGUGCCUUGAGCCCAUGGGAUCAGAGCGGAUGGAGAUGCGAAAGAGGCAGAUGUCGGUGCAGCAGGAGUCGGCAGCGGGGGGAACGGCACCGGCUCAGCAGGGCCAGCCGGGCCAGGCCAACCCGCGGGGCUCAAAUGCAUGUUGCUUCUGCUGGUGUUGCUGCUGUAGCUGUUCCUGGAAUGAAGACCGGGAUGAUAGGAACCGAAAGGCAUCUUAUGACGUCAAGGAAGGGACCUCAGACUGUGAAGACUGUCCUAAGCCCACGUUGGAGGACGUGCGCUCAUGGGGGCAGUCGUUUGACAAGCUGAUGUGUUGCCCAGGGGGGAGGAACUCCUUUAGACAGUUUCUUCGCACCGAGUUCAGCGAGGAGAACAUGCUCUUCUGGUUAGCCUGCGAGGAGUUCAGCAAAGAGACCAAUAAGAGCGCGAUAGAGGAGAAGGCACGGGUCAUCUACGAGGACUACAUCUCCAUUCUCUCGCCAAAAGAGGUGAGCCUUGACUCCCGUGUGCGCGAGGCGAUCAACAGGAACAUGCAGGAACCCACCUCGCACACGUUCGACGACGCCCAGCUGCAGAUCUACACACUAAUGCAAAGAGACUCCUAUCCCCGCUACAUGAACUCCCCAGCCUACAAAAACCUGCUCAACACUCUGUCAGAGCAGUCCCCCGAAUCUUAG